Saccostrea cuccullata (small rock oyster) is the source of this 1083-nucleotide messenger RNA. RefSeq lists its product as uncharacterized. NCBI's taxonomy places the organism in Eukaryota, Metazoa, Mollusca, Bivalvia, Ostreida, Ostreidae. Gene Ontology annotation, biological process: proteasome-mediated ubiquitin-dependent protein catabolic process; negative regulation of translation; protein polyubiquitination. The transcript has a single exon. The record is from RefSeq and is a predicted model, not a curated record. The coding region runs from base 1 to 1083 and encodes 360 amino acids. Gene Ontology annotation, molecular function: ubiquitin protein ligase activity; translation repressor activity.
AUGAAGGGAUAUGUGUAUAGAUACGAGCAACUGGCAAACAAGCCUGUGAAGUUUCUAUUGUUCAUAAAGAAAACUCCUGUCCCCAAGGCAAUAGAACUUCCUGAUAACAUAAAGAGUAAUUUUAAUACAGAAAUCAGUAUAAGGGACAUUUUAGACGUAUUAGUUGAAAUCAAAAUCACAGAAGCAGGAAAUAGACAACUUAGAAAUGAACAUUUGUUGAGGCUACUGAAAGGGGCUAUCCUAAAUACUAAGCAUGUUUAUGUGACUAACUUAUAUCACGGUGGACACAUUUCCUUUGUGACGUCAGAUAGACUUUGGGUCAGUGAUGGACGCAGUCUUAUUUUGACCAAUUCUAAAGGUAACAAUCUGCAUCGUUUAUUUGAUGUAAGUAAAUACUUUGGUGUACAUGUAUACAGUAAACAGUGCAGGAGAGUUGAUUAUGUAGACGAAGACUGGAACAUUAACAAACUUAGUGCAGACAAUACUACAAAGUCGACACUAAUAAAGAGAAAAGAACUAUGGGAACCAUGGUGUAUCUGUCACUCUGCCUCUACUGGAGAUUUGCUGGUCUUGAUGAGAUAUGAUUCAGAUAAUGCUACCAUACCAUUAUCAGAUGUGAAAGUCAUUCGGUAUAAUAGUACACUACAACCAACCCAAACCAUCCAAAACCACAAGACAGGCACACUAUUAUAUAGUGAGCCUAUCUAUAUCACGGAGAACCGGAAUGGAGAUAUUGUCGUGUCUGAUUCAAUCAAUGGUGUUGUGGUCACAGACCGUAAAGGGAAAUAUCGUUUCACUUACAGAGGACCACCAGAAGAAUUUUUAUUGGAAUUUCUUAUGCCACAUGGAAUCUGUGUGGAUGCAUUCUUAAAUAUCCUAAUCUGUAGUCGAUCGGACCAUAGAAUACACAUGAUUCACAAGGAUGGUCAUCUCCUAUCAAUUCUCUCAACGAAAGAAGCUGGGGUGAUUGAACCAUUGGGUCUGGGAUAUGACGAAAAAAUUCAUCUUGUUUUGAUGGGAUCAGGCCACAACAACAUACUGCGUGUAUACAAAUUUAUAGAACGACAAGAUUAUCUUGCAUAA